CAGAAGAGGUGGAUAAAUAUAAAUAGACUAAGCUGUGUGUUGCACAUAAUUAUUGCUCAAUGGGGCAGUUUUAACUGUUCAUGAGAUGGAUAGCCUGAGGGAAAAAAAAUUCCUGAAGGCAACAGUUCAAAACGGUAGUAGGCUGGGUGCGUGAGGUCCAGAGUGAUUUUUCCAGCCUUUUUCCUCACUCUGGAAGUAUACAGUUCUUGAAGGGAGGGCAAGGGGGCAACCAAUAAUCCUCUCAAAAGUCAGAACUUUCCUUUAUAGUCUUCUACGUCUGAUUUUAUAGCUGAACCAAACAAGACAGUUACUGAAGUGCAGAGGACAGACUCAAUGACUGCUGAGUGUAACUGUUUCAGCAGCACCUGUGGCAGGUUGAACUUCCUCAGCUGGUGAAGGAAGUACAACUUCUGCUGGGCCUUUUUCACAAUGGAGUCAAUGUGGGUGUCCCACUUCAGAUCCUGUGAGAUGGUAGUGCCCAGGAACCUGAAUGACUCCACUGCUGCCACAGUGCUGUUUAGAAAGGCGAGGGGGUCAAUGUUGGGGUGUUCCUCCUAAAGUUCACUAUCAUCUCCACCGUUUUGAGCAUUUUCAGCUCCCAAGUUGUUUUCGUAUCCGUCCAACCUCCCUUCUAUUACUGUAUUCUUGGACAUGAUUUGUAUUGAAUAUUCAGAUGUUUCAAUAAAAAUUGCAUCUAUUGGUGGUUUAAAAUUAACAUGAACAGAUAUAACAUAUUCACAUUCUCAUAUGCACUAGCAUCCAGAGGCAGCUAUCAAACUGUCCAUAACAACGGCUUGAGUCUGACAGGCAGUCUUUUCAUCCAAUCACAUUCUUGCGCAAGCCACUAGCAACCCCCCACGAGGCGGGGCAGCAUGCAUAGUGCAAGGAACAGAGCCCACACAAACGGAACAUUUCCACAUACACGAACGUGUUUACGUUUAAAUAUAUCUUCAAAGAGUGCGUCGAGCAGAGAUAUACUGGUUGGUUUCGGUGAGAAACGCAUUCUGAACACCGGAAAGCUUCCGCAGGGCAGAUAAGCGCGGCACGAGGGAUUACCCAACUGCAGCGCGCGCGAGGCAAGUAAAGCGGUUGAGGAAAGAAGGCCUCGCUCAGCGUUCUUAGACCUGCGGGGAAAAGUGAAGAGCGCCGCCUGACGACCGCCGUACAGCGGGGUUGUACAGUCAGGAGACAGCGGUGCGCUCCACAAGCUCUGACCAAAUCUGAAGAGCGCCACCAACUGCUCGCCACAAGGUCAUUGUGUGGCUAAGAACUCCUAUCUGGAAUGGGAAUGCAUACUUAACCUGCCAGGUGAUAGUGACUCAUAACCUCUGUUCUGUGGUCACACAGAACUGCGUCUCCUCUUCUGCACAACAAAUCAUCUUUGGUUUAGAACUGUAACUACCUGCAGCUACCAUGAGUGACCAGGAGUAUGUGGAGCAUCAGUAUAUGUGCAGUGAGUGCCAGCAGCUCUUUAAUACCCUGGAGGAGGUGCUGGUGCACCAACAGAUCCACACUGGAGGAGAGGGGGACGAGGCAGAAUUUGUACACAGCCAUGAUGAUUAUGACACUGGGGAGAGCCAGUAUCAGUGCCUGGAAUGUGGAGCCAUCCUCAAGAAUCCAGACGAACUGCUGCUUCAUCAGGAGUUGCACAUGAGGGAGGCAGGGCAGGAGGUUUGUGAGGUCACAGAGGUGGGUGCUGUUGGUGCAGAGGUGCCAAUCCAGUACCAGUGUCUGGAAUGCCUGGCCUUCUUUGACACACCUGAACAGUGGUUGGCACACAGGCAGACACACAGUAGAAGCAGUACACAUAGCAACCUGACCACUGAAACAUUUCAGGAAUUUGUUGUUCAGGCAGAUGGUUCAGUCACUCCGGUUCAGUCGCUCAAUGUGCAAAAUCUAGUUCUGGAUGAACAGAGUGCCGGCCAGAUCCUGACUUUAGCCCAGGCUCUUCGAGAGCAUGAAGCCCCAUCUAAGCCUACAGCCACUCCUAGAACUAUGCUGGUCCCAGCAAAUCCAUCUCUGCCUGGCUCCGCCUCUGCUAUGCUCCGCCUUCAGUUCUGCUCCGCCCAAGCUAUUGCUGAUGGAUCUGCCUCAGUUCCUCUCCGCAGAGCUAAACUCCUUGCCCCUCUCUUACCUGCUGAUCCUAUUAGGCUAGACAAUGUGUCCACUUUAAAACUUGUUCCUUCCACUGGUCAGUUGAACACAGUAAAGAAUGAAGAGGAGGAAAUUGUAAUUAUCCAUCCAUAUGAGUGUUCUGAGUGUAAUCUGCUAUUUAGCACACCAGAGGAUUUCCUUCAACACCAGGGGGAGCACUUCUUAGGCCAGGACAAGGAGAGUGGUAGCACUGGGGUGAUGGUGGGGUAUGAAGACAGUUCUGUGGCUCGGGAGGAUGAAGGAAGGAGUGACGGAUCAGAGGAGGGCAGUAAAGUUGUCAAAGCUAGUGGUGGAAAGCGUACAUGGGUUGCCCGCUCAGCUGGUUUAAUGUCUCCUGUCUCACCCAGCAGUCUUCAAUGUGAGGAGUGCAAAAGAACGUUCACCACAGCCAAACGGCUUGCGGCACACCUUCGAGUGCAUGAACAAGGAACGCACGAGUGCCCAGAGUGUGAUAAAGUAUUUAAGAAGUUGGUGUCACUUCAGACACACAUGCGCACACACUCUGGUGAAGCACGUUUUUUGUGUGUGGACUGUGGACAUGGCUUCACCACAGAAAUGACACUCAUGAUGCACAGGAAAUCCCAUACUUCUGAGCCACUACACAGGUGCCCAUUUUGUGCCAAAACAUUCACCAACAUGACAAAGUUCCUGUACCAUCGCCGAACUCACAGAACCGGUGAGCCAGCUGCACCAGCCUCUCAGCUUGUACUGGCCCAGCGAUCUCCUCUCUCCAUCAUUCAAAGAGCAAAACGAGAGACUGCUUGGAGGAGAGAAAGACAGGCACUGCCUAUGACCGAUGAAAGAAGAGAGCUUAGUGAAACAGGCACUGAUCUUACUGGAGGUAUGGCUGUGGUCUCCCAGUCUGCAGAGCCUGCAGAGAAUGGGCUUUAUGGUGAACUCUCAAACUCAGAACAAGCCCAAAAUAGAGGCAAGAUGCCACCAGAUGACCCAAACCAUUCAACUACUGCCAGUGGGGAAGGAGGUGGAGAGGAAGAAGGUAAACACAACACUCCUGCUACUGAAGAAAGGCCACAAUUCCCUUGCUCUAUUUGUACAAAAAGAUUCUCCUCGCAGAUUCGUCUGUUGCGUCACCGGCGAACCACUCACACCACUGAAAGACGCUUUAAAUGCAACAUCUGCGGGAAACCAUUCAAGAAGCAGAUCCAUCUACGGAACCACCUGCGCACACACACCGGCGAGCGUCCGUUCCAAUGCAGUGUGUGUGGAAAGACCUUCUCGUCUCUUGCCAAUCUUUCCCGCCAUGGACUCACACAUACUGGAGUCCGUCCGUACAGGUGUGACAUUUGCCACAAAGCCUUCAGCCAAUCUUCUAAUCUCCGUCAACACCGUCAGCAUCUUCACAGCAAUGCCACGCCAUCACCCUGUCCAGACUGCUCAGCUACGUUUAUCCGUCCUGCUAAACUCGUAGCUCACUGUUUUCUUCACCACCCAGGGUCCCCAGCACCUUACCCUUGCCCACACUGUUCUGAGGGGUUCUUGCGCAAGCGCCAACGAGACUUGCAUUGCCUAGAGGAGCAUUCCAGCCUAACACAGCUAAACAACAUCUCCCAGAUUGGAGGUCAGCAGGCAUCAGGUUUGACGGAUGGUAGUGAGCAGCAGUGGGCUCAUCUAAUGGCAAAACCUAAUCUGGAUUGCACUAUCUGUGGUAAGCGCUUAAACUCUCCUGCGAAUCUUCGCCUGCACCAGUUAAGUCACGGACUUGGGCCUGGCAGGCCACGAGGAUCCAGCUUGUCUACUGGGAAGUCCCACCCCUGUCCAGUGUGUGGAAAGCUGUUUGUUUCUGCCUCAAGUGUCACACUACAUCAGAGAGUACACACUGGUGAGCGUCCAUAUCCUUGUGCGAUCUGUGGCAAGCGGUUUCGGCAGAACACACACCUGCGUGAGCACCUUCGCACGCAUUCAGGCGAGCGUCCGUUUCGAUGUGAGUUCUGCGACAAAGGCUUUGUGCAGAGCAUGCAUCUGGCAGAACACCGGCGCACACACACAGGUGAGAGGCCACAUUCUUGCAGUGAAUGUGGAAAGACCUUCAAGACUGUCUCUAACCUUAGGAACCAUCGUAAGACCCAUACUCGCACCCAAAAACAACAAGAGGUAGUGCAGAGUGGUGAAACUACAGCACAAACCAAUACAGCAACUGUUGCUGUUGUGGAUGCCUCUGAGAUGGACCUUGCAACAGCAAUACCAGCUUUUUGCCAGCAGGAAGUGCAGCUUGAACAGCCCCAAGUCAUUCAGAUACAGACAUCUAACCUCGCACAGACUCAGGGCACUCCAACUAUUUUGUGUAAUGAGUUUGGAGAGACUAUUGCCAUCAUAGAGACAAGUGGAGACCUGGCAGAGGCCAUUGAGCUGUACCACACUGCACUGGAGGGCGGAAUCAACAUGGAGGCCAUUACAGUGGACAACUUUCAGUUGAUGUGAGAGAAGUGAGGAACAGUGCAGCACUCCAGGGUCCAUUAAGGAUCAUUGAUUUUCUUUAGAUUUUGAAGAUUGUGAUUAUAAUAUGCCUUUAGAGAGGGCAGAUUUUAAAGGAUGCAACCGAAGAGACCCCAAGUCUGUGAUAAGUUUGAUGGCUCCUGUGUUCGGAAUGGGAAUGGACAGUCUGACUUACUGCACAUGACACUCUUUGUUCUGACAUGGAUACAUCCAUAUAAAUCACAUGAAGGCAUAGAUUUCAAAAGUGAACAAUUACACCUUUGACAGUGGUGCAAGUUGACAACACAUUAUCAAAGAUUUAAUAAUAACAGUACAUGCUCACUGACUCCCCAACAUCAUUCUGACCUGCAGAUUUUGUGAGGAGGUACCAAUGAUAAGAACAAAUCAAAUGACAGAGAAAAGUGAGAUCAAAACAGCUGUUACUGCUUGGACAGAUAUUGGAAAGCUAAUCUGCAUUAUGCGUUAGGUCAUUACUGCAAUGAUUAAAGGACUCAUGUGGUACAAUAUAACUUCUCUCUGUCUGUAUGUACACUGAAUGUUAUUUGUAGAAUUUUUUUAUUGUUAUAAUGCCGACUUGGAUAGGUGUUUCAAAUAAACUUAAACAGUUUG
This is a messenger RNA of Xyrauchen texanus (razorback sucker), 5217 nucleotides long. Its product is annotated as zinc finger protein 420-like. Lineage: Eukaryota; Metazoa; Chordata; Actinopteri; Cypriniformes; Catostomidae. The transcript has 8 exons. Gene Ontology annotation, cellular component: nucleus. The record is from RefSeq and is a predicted model, not a curated record. The coding region runs from base 1414 to 4593 and encodes 1059 amino acids.